AUGUUUAUUGACGCCAAUGUCGACACGAUCGCUUCCACCAAGGCGAUGAACGCCGGUUCUGCCAAGGCUUCUUCUGUUGAGCCGUUCCAGACCUACGCCCACAGCCAGGCGACCAAGACUGUCAUUAUCGAUGGCCACAACAUGAAGAUUGGCGACGUUGUCGCCGUCGCCCGCAACGGUGCAAAGGUCGAGCUUUCGCCCUCGGUCAUCCGCCCCGUCCAGGCCUCUGUCGACUUCAAGGAGUCGAAGAAGCACACGUCCAUCUACGGUGUCACUACCGGCUUUGGCGGCUCGGCCGACACUCGUACCAGUGACACUGAGGCGCUUCAGAUCUCACUCCUCGAGCACCAGCUGUGUGGUUUCCUCCCCACCGACGCGACUUAUGAGGCCAUGCUCCUCGCGGCCAUGCCCAUCCCCAUCGUCCGCGGUGCCAUGGCCGUGCGCGUCAACAGCUGCGUUCGCGGCCACUCGGGCGUCCGUCUCGAGGUCCUCCAGUCCUUUGCCCACUUUAUUAACCUUGGUCUCGUGCCUUGUGUUCCUCUCCGCGGCACCAUCUCGGCUUCGGGAGACCUCUCGCCUCUCUCGUACAUUGCUGGUGCCAUUUGCGGCCACCCCGACAUCAAGGUAUUUGACACCGCCGCGUCGCCUCCGGCUGUCCUAGCCGCGCCUGAGGCAAUCGCAAAGUACCAGCUCAAGACGGUCAAGCUCGCGUCCAAGGAGGGUCUCGGCCUCGUCAACGGAACCGCCGUCUCGGCUGCUGCCGGUGCUCUUGCCCUCUACGACGCCGAGUGUCUCGCCAUGAUGAGCCAGACCAACACUGCACUCACUGUUGAGGCUCUCGACGGUCACGUCGGCUCGUUCGCUCCCUUCAUCCAGGAGAUCCGUCCUCACGUCGGUCAGAUUGAGGCUGCCAAGAACAUUAGACACAUGCUCGGCGGUUCCAAGCUCGCUGUCCAUGAGGAGCCCGAACUCCUCGCCGACCAGGACGCCGGUAUCCUCCGCCAGGACCGCUACGCUCUCCGCACCUCGGCGCAGUGGAUCGGUCCCCAGCUCGAGGCUCUCGGUCUUGCUCGCCAGCAGAUUGAGACCGAACUCAACUCGACCACGGACAACCCUCUCAUCGACGUCGAGGGCGGCAUGUUCCACCACGGUGGCAACUUCCAGGCCAUGGCUGUCACCUCGGCAAUGGACUCGACCCGUAUCGUCCUCCAGAACCUCGGCAAGCUCAGCUUUGCCCAGGUCACCGAGCUCAUCAAUUGCGAGAUGAACCACGGUCUUCCUGCCAACCUCGCCGGAUCCGAGCCCAGCACCAACUACCACUGCAAGGGUCUCGACAUCCACUGCGGUGCUUACUGCGCCGAGCUCGGCUUCCUCGCCAACCCCAUGAGCAACCACAUCCAGAGCACUGAGAUGCACAACCAGAGUGUCAACUCGAUGGCAUUUGUGUCGGCCCGCAAGACGAUGGAAGCCAACGAGGUUCUCUCCCUCCUCCUCGGCUCGCAGAUGUACUGUGCGACCCAGGCCCUCGACCUCCGUGUCAUGGAGGUCAAGUUCAAGAUGGCCAUUGUCAAGCUCCUCAACGACACCAUCACCAAGCACUUUGCGGCCUUCCUCACUCCUGAGCAGCUUGUCAAGCUCAACACCACCGCCGCAAUCACCCUCUACAAGCGUCUCAACCAGACCCCCAGCUGGGACUCGGGAGCGCGUUUCGAGGAUGCUGCAAAGCACCUCGUCGGUUGCAUCAUGGACGCACUCAUGGUCAACGACGACAUCACCGACCUCACAAACCUCCCCAAAUGGAAGAAGGAGUUCUCCAACGAUGCGCGGGACCUCUACCGCUCGAUUCUCGAUGCGACCACUGCCGAUGGCCGCAACGACCUCGAACCCGCAGAGUACCUCGGCCAGACGCGCGCCGUCUACGAGGCCGUCCGCUCUGACCUUGGUGUCAAGGUCCGCCGCGGCGACGUCGCCGAGGGCAAGAGCGGUAAGAGCAUUGGCUCGAAUGUCGCCCUCAUCGUCGAGGGCAUGCGCGACGGCCGCCUCAUGAACGCCGUCGGCAAGAUGUUCUAA
Cutaneotrichosporon cavernicola is the source of this 2070-nucleotide messenger RNA. RefSeq lists its product as uncharacterized. Gene Ontology annotation, molecular function: ammonia-lyase activity. The coding region runs from base 1 to 2070 and encodes 689 amino acids. The record is from RefSeq and is a predicted model, not a curated record. Lineage: Eukaryota; Fungi; Basidiomycota; Tremellomycetes; Trichosporonales; Trichosporonaceae. The transcript has 2 exons. Gene Ontology annotation, biological process: L-phenylalanine catabolic process. Gene Ontology annotation, cellular component: cytoplasm.